AUGUCCGGAGGUUCCAAGCAACCGCAUGGUAGUGUCGAAUCUGAUAAAGCACUUGGGCAAUCAGUUUCGUCAGCCUCCACUCCAACAGGUAAACGCCAGAAGCGUAAGUUUAAGCUGCAGGAAAAGCUGCUAAUCAUGGAGCAGCUAGAUGCACUCGUCCACCGUCGCGGCGUAGCGAAAGGUAAGGUAACCAAAAUUUUUAAUACUUGCCAUUCCGACGACGGUACCCUUACCCUAACCGAAGCUCAGGUAAAAGUUUACACUCGAAAGCUAGAAGCCGCCUAUGCUGAGUAUCUAAAGAUUCAGGAUCAGAUAAUAGGCAUGGUGUCCGCUGAUGAGCGUGAACCGCACGACGAGCAUUUUGACACCUUUGAUAGUUUGCACGAUGAAGUAUCUAUCAUUCUCGAAGAGCAAGCUAGUAGGUUUAUUCCUAGUUCCCAUGCCUUGGCUGCAAACGCCAGCCAAUUUCAAGCCGUUGCUGUUCCGCAAGCACCUGUCGUGGUACAUCAACCUCUCCGAAUGCCAAUUCCCACGUUUGACGGUCGCUACGAAAGUUGGCCGAAAUUUAAAGCGAUGUUCAAAGACCUAGUAGAUAGAGGUCCUGAUCCGCCAGCAGUAAAACUAUACCACCUAGAUAAGUCAUUGAUUGGUAGUGCAGCUGGUCUAAUAGAUGCAAAGACCAUCAAUGAAGGCAAUUACGCUCAUGCAUGGCAACUGCUGGAGGAAAGGUACGAAAACAAACGUCACUCAAUCGACAAUCAUAUAAGUGGACUGCUCAACCUAAAGCGAAUGUCGAAAGAGAACCACAGUGAGUUACGAAAUCUGGUUGAUGAAUGUACCCGACACGUAGAAAGUUUAAAAUACCUGGAACAAGAGUUUACUGGUGUAUCGGAACAGAUUCUGGUCCAUCUGUUAGCAAAGGCUCUAGAUAAAGAGACCCGAAGACGUUGGGAGACAACCAUCGUUCAUGGUGAAUUGCCUCAGUAUGCUGAUACCCUCAAGUUUCUGAAAGAUCAGUGCUUUGUUUUAGAGCGUUGUGAAUCGACAACGAAGCCCCAACAAACUCAAUCGAAAACAGUUGUAACAGCGAAACCAAAUUCCCAAAAAUCAUAUGCGAUUACUUCUAGCGAGUACGAAGUCAAGUGUGACUUCUGUAGUAAACCACAUGCAAACUUUACCUGUUCCGAAUUUAGAUCCCUUUCCAUACCGCAGCGACUAGCCAAAGUACGUGAGAAAAGGGUUUGCUUUAAUUGUCUGAGAAAAGGGCAUCAAGGUAAGAAUUGCCCAUCAGAUAAGACUUGCUUCAAGUGCAAGCGACGUCACCAUAGUCUGCUCCAUUUAGAGGAAAAGCCACAAGCAACCGAAGAAAAUUCUCCUGCUCAAGUAGAAGCAUCAGCGAUGCAAGAUGAAAACAAACAGCCAAGUCAGUCACAAUUAACAACCGCUACCUGUUCAUCUAGUAAGACCAGACCAAAGCAGCAUGUGCUGUUGCUCACGGCCGUAGUAGAUGUCAUCGAUGCAAACUGCAAUUCCCACCCCGUUAGAGUUUUACUUGACUCAGCCUCGCAAGCUAACUUGGUAUCUAGAUCUAUGGUAGAAAUUCUAGGCUUGAAGCAGCGUCCAUCCAAUGUAGUUGUAGCAGGAGUAAACAACAUAAAGAGCCAUGCUUCGAGCAGUUGCGUCGUAACAGUACACUCGCGAUACUCCAAUUUUGUAGCUGACGUGAGUUGCUUAGUGACAGACAAAGUCACAGCCGACUUGCCAUCCACAUCCAUCGAUGUAGGUUCAUUGAACCUUCCGACCGGUGUGCGACUAGCAGAUCCACAAUUUUACCAGAAGGGUAAGAUCCACAUGCUGCUAGGAAAUCAAUUGUUCCUCAAAUUGAUACUGCCAGGCGAAAUCACGCUUUCUGCUAACACUCCGAUCUUACGAGAGACACAGUUUGGUUGGGUUGUCGGUGGUACCUAUGAUGAAAGUCCAACUGCUGUUCCAGUGGUCCAUUCGCAUUCCGUCACCCUUGAGGAUUUGAAAUCUUCUAUCGAAAGAUUUUGGGAAGUAGAAGAUGUGCACGGCAGUUCAAAGCGUGGCAGCGAAGAAGAAGAGUGUGAACUGCAUUUUCAGACCACCCAUCGACGGGACGCAACUGGUGGAUAUAUCGUACAGCUGCCUUUGCGUGACACAAUAAGCGAGCUUGGUGAUUCCCGUUCCGUAGCAUUGCGAAGAUUCCGUGCAAUGGAAAGAAGAUUUGCUCAGCUGCCAGAGCUGAACUGCCGCGUGGUGUUUGACGCUUCUGCAAAGGUCUCUGGUUGUUCCCUGGAUGACGUACUAAAGGUAGGUGCCAUUAACCAGAGUGAUUUACAGUCUAUAGUGCUCCGCUCCGCAUUAUUUGGGUUCAAUGACCUCAUCAAAACUUCCACCGCACAAGAACAGUUGAUUGAACUUCUUUCCUCCGGUGGCUUCCAUCUGCAUAAAUGGUCGUCAAACAGUGUCGAAUUGCUGGAAAAGAUUCUUGAGGUUGAUCGUGAAGAAGUAGUAUCCGUCGGCACAAACGAAGCAAUCAAAACGCUGGGUUUAAUGUGGAACCCUACAUCAGAUGAGUUGAUGUUUAUUUCGUUUCCUAUGUCCAACACUGAGGUAGCAACCAAAAGACAACUGUUAUCAGUGAUAGCACGAAUGUACGAUCCAUUAGGUUUAGUAGCACCGGUGAUCGUUAUCGGGAAACUCUUGAUGCACAAAACCUGGAAAGAGGAAAUUGAUUGGGAUGACGUAAUCACUGGUGAAUUGAAGCAAGAUGUUGAUAAUUACCUGAAAGCCAUAAGUGGUGUCAACACAAUUCGUAUUCCACGCCAGGUGGUGCGUUCAAAUGCCACUGUCGUUGAGCUGCACGGUUUUGCCGAUGCUUCCAUGUACGCUUAUGGAGCGUGCAUUUUUAUUAGAUCUGUUGUUCCUGGAAAUCAAGUUGCCGUUCAGUUAUUGACCGCAAAAUCAAAAAUAGUACCAAAGAGUGUACUCACCGUUCCUCGUAAAGAAUUGCUUGCGGCCCUUUUGUUACACCGCUUAGUGAAGAAAAUCCUUUCUGCAUUGAAUACUGUAUUCGAUGAAAUAGUUUUGUGGUCUGACAGCCAAAUUGUGCUCGCAUGGUUGCAGAAAAAUCCCAGCCUACUAGAUGUGUUCGUUUCCAACCGUGUGAGUGAGAUUAUCGCUACCGGUGAUAAAUUUCGUUGGUGUUAUAUUAACACAAAAGAAAAUCCUGCUGAUUUGGUUUCUCGUGGGGUAUCUGCUGAUAAGUUGAUGGAAAAUAAUCUUUGGUGGUAUGGUCCAAGAUUUUUGCGUAAUGAGAUGUAUGAUACGCCAGCGCCGGAGCCGUUGGCUAAUGAAGACGUUCCUGAGUUGAAGGGUGUUGUCAGCGUACAUGCGGUGGUUAGCCUAGAACCUUUGCCCGUAUUCGACAAAUUUGAAUCGUUUCGAAAGCUGCAGCGUGUGUUAGCAUAUGUGUUACGCUUUUAUCGAAAUUGCAAGGAGAAGACAAAAAUGAAUCGCGUGUUGGAGCGAUACCCUACUGUGGCAGAACUACGAGCGGCAAUGGAUACUUUAGUGCGUGUGCUGCAAUAUCAGUACUUAGCAGAUGAAAUUGAAAGAGUGAAGGCGGGAGCGAAGCAUGAGCUUCAUGAGUUAUACCAGCUUUUCAAACAGCAACAGACCGAGCAGAAAAUUUUUGAAUUUUGUUACCCUCGACAAAUUCGCUGGAAGAUGAUACCACCGAAUGCGCCGCACAUGGGCGGAUUGUGGGAAGCCGGAGUGAAGAGUACCAAGACAAUUUUGAGGAAGAUUUGCCAAUCAGCUUUACUCACCAUGAUCGAGUUUGUCACUUUACUUUGCCAGAUUGAAGCGCUUUUGAAUUCAAGGCCAUUGUACGCUUCAUCUGACGAUCCAGCGGAUUUGGAACCCCUCACACCAGGUGAUUUCGCAAUCGGUAGACCGUUGAAUGCAAUUCCAGAGCCAACAUACGACAAAAUUCCAUUGAACCGUCUCUCUCGUUGGCAAUAUGUGCACAAUUUACGACAAGCAUUCUGGAAACGGUGGUCUCGCGAAUAUUUGAUGAAGUUGCAGACAAGAUGCAAAUGGACUCGCAAACAUUCAAAUCUGCAGAAAGAUAUGAUAGUUUUGGUCAAAGAAGACAACCUACCACCACAACUUUGGAAGAUGGGAAGAAUCGAAAGAACAUACCCGGGUGCGGACAACAUGGUUAGGACUGUGGAGCUACGAACCAAGGCUGGUUUGUUGAUGCGACCAAUUCACAAACUUGCACCAUUACCGAUUCUGGACAAUCAACCUUCGGGUGAUGAAGUCGACGAUUCCCCGGGGGAGGAUGUUCGAGCAGUUACCUACAGCUCGAUGUAA
Messenger RNA from Sabethes cyaneus, 4401 nucleotides. RefSeq lists its product as uncharacterized. Gene Ontology annotation, molecular function: zinc ion binding; nucleic acid binding. The record is from RefSeq and is a predicted model, not a curated record. The coding region runs from base 1 to 4401 and encodes 1466 amino acids. The transcript has 3 exons. Lineage: Eukaryota; Metazoa; Arthropoda; Insecta; Diptera; Culicidae.